AUGCUGGGCACUAUCUUUGCAACCUUCGCUGUAUUCGCAGCGCUUAUCGCCACAAAGACCCACGGCAAAACAACGGCUUACCUGCACGUACGGGUUCACACCCCUGUUUCGUGUCCAAGCGGCCAGGAGAGCAUUGGCGUUGUUGGCUGGAGCUCGGAUGGCUGCGUCCCCUCUGGAAGCGUUUGUGUAGCUAACUUCAGCGGCGCAUGUCCCGAGGGUUCCCACUGUAUGAUGCUGGACACAGGUGUAUACGGCUGUAUGGAUGGCAUUGCAGUUACUGCUAAUCAUACGAGCUGCAGCAGCAACGAACAGAAUAUUGGGGUUGUUGGCUGGGAACAUGAUGGCUGCAUUUCUUCGAGCAACGUUUGUGUUGCCCAGGUGAGCAAUGGCGACUGUCCAGCUGAAACUUCGUGCCAGAAGCUGGACACGGGUGUAUACGGCUGUGUGGCUGAUUCCAAGAAGAUUGUUAACCACCACCACAAGUCGCGCGAAGUUGCAGAGUCGACGUGUCCGGGUGGACAGGAGAGCAUUGCUGUUGAAGGUUGGUCGGCAGACGGCUGCGUUGCCUCUGGACAUGUUUGUGUAGCCAAUGUCGACGGUGCGUGUCCCGAGGGUGCCCACUGUGCGUGGCUUGACACGGGUGUCUUCGGCUGCAAGGAGGGCGCUACAAAGCCUGUUGAUCAGACGAGCUGCAGCGGGAGUGAGCAAAGUAUUGGAGUGGUUGGCUGGGACUACGAUAGCUGCAUUUCUUCGACCAAUGCUUGUGUCGCCCAGGUAAGCAAUGGGGAGUGUCCCACGGGCGCAUACUGUUCGCUACUCGACACAGAUGUGUACGGUUGCAUUGCCAGCUCCAAACGCUAA
Molecule: messenger RNA, 861 nt
Organism: Peronospora matthiolae
Lineage: Eukaryota; Oomycota; Peronosporomycetes; Peronosporales; Peronosporaceae
Source: the annotation of a GenBank genome assembly